GCCGGCGGCGGCAGCGUGGCCGUCAACAGCCCGUACGGCGCCGGCUCGGAGGCCGGCGGCGGCGGCGGCGGCGCCAUGAUGCAGCCUUCACCGCAGAUGCAGCACUCGCUCAGUCCGCGCCCCGGCUCGUCUCAAGGCUUGCUGGACAUGUCCAACGGCUACCCGAACUCGACUUCUCCACUGCCAGGAUCAACGUCUCCGAGCAUGUUCCACAAGGUCAACCACAGCAUGAAGCCGCAGCACUCGCCGAACGGGGCUCAGGCGACGAUGCCGCGAGGUGGCGGUGGCGGCGGGCCAAGCAUGGCCUCGGCUUCCGGCCUCCCGCCUGGUCUCAGCUACCCAGCCUCCUUCGGCGGCCAGGAAUUUGUCAACCAGGACAUCCAGCUGUCAAAUCUGAACUCGCUUCACCCGUGGAACACAUCCGUGGGCAUAGGAGUCGUCCCGCAAGGAGGCCAUCCCUCCAUGCACCACAACGUGCCGCACGUCUCCGUCUCGAGCAGCUCGCCGCCUCCGCACGGCGGCUCGCCCUCCCCGCUACGCAUGAUUAAGAGCGAGCCCGUCUCACCGCCUCGCGACGGCCACACCCCGAACGGCAUGCAGCACAUGCGUCCCAGCUCCACCGGCCACCUGUCGCCCGGCAAUAUGGCGCCAGGCAUGGUACAUCCGGGCCACCUGACGCCCAACAACCCCAGCCACAGUCACAGCUCGCCGGAGCCCAGCUUAAGCGACUACGAGUCUGGCCCGAUGCACAAGCGACCGCGCAUGACCGACCCGUGGGCGACCUAGCGACCGCGUCUGCGCCCGCGCGCGCGGCGCGCGCGCCUCCGGCGGCGGCGCAGAGCCAGGGCGGAGCGAAGAGUGCCACUGAUACGGGUUUGCUCGCCACCACGCGGUGCAAGACUGGACCGAUGUGACGCAGAAGAGUGUCUAUUUUCUCAGGAGGUGUGCGCCGGCCCGGGCGCGUGAGCGGGCGUGUACAUAGCAGCGGCCGCCGCCGCGCACGCGGUGCGGAGCCGAUCUCAACGGUGGCGGCGGCGGCGGCGCCCGGCCCGGGCGGCGCCGCGCGCGCCCGUCUCUGUCUCGCCUUGUUUGCCUGCGCUCCAUAAUGUGAGGACUUCUCGCACUGGUGCGACUGGGCGCCGGCGCGCCACGCACCGGCGAAAUCAAAAGUGGGCCGGCGCCGCAGUCCAGGCCCACCACCAGCGGCCCGAUGUGUUGUGUCCAUGUGCUCAAUCUUCCCCGGCUUGCUCUCUGCUCCACUGUACAAAUUGUGUUUAUUGUUGGAUAUGCACUCACAGACGAAGCCUAUUUGUUCCUGUUUGUGCGCCACUGUUUGUGUCCUCUGUAUAGAUAUAUAUGUAUAUGUUUGAUCGUGCGGCGGGCGGCGGCGCGGCGAUGGUUUCCGUUUUCGCUGGACCACCCCGACAGUGCUGGCUGACAAUCGGUGCCGGUCGGUCUCGUUUGGUUCCGUGCUCUUGGCGGCCGGGCUCGCCGGCUCGCGCCGGUGCCAGCGCGCCUCACCCCGGCCAUAGAAGAGUAAUCAAAACGUAGCGUAACGCUCCGACGCCGUGCGGCGACGCUCCAGUACAAACCAAGUGGCGGGAGGCGGGCGAGGGCGGCCGUCGCGCCGGCCC
Molecule: messenger RNA, 1634 nt
Organism: Pollicipes pollicipes
Lineage: Eukaryota; Metazoa; Arthropoda; Thecostraca; Pollicipedomorpha; Pollicipedidae
Product: myocyte-specific enhancer factor 2
Exons: 5
Coding region: 76-786 (236 amino acids)
Source: RefSeq, a predicted model, not a curated record